Messenger RNA from Hansenula ciferrii, 990 nucleotides. It is a transcript of the gene NBP35, whose product is annotated as Fe-S cluster-binding ATPase. The record is from RefSeq and is a predicted model, not a curated record. Gene Ontology annotation, molecular function: 4 iron, 4 sulfur cluster binding; ATP-dependent FeS chaperone activity; ATP binding. Gene Ontology annotation, cellular component: cytosol. The transcript has a single exon. Bases 1 to 990 code for a protein of 329 amino acids. Gene Ontology annotation, biological process: iron-sulfur cluster assembly. Lineage: Eukaryota; Fungi; Ascomycota; Saccharomycetes; Phaffomycetales; Wickerhamomycetaceae.
AUGAUAGCCGUCGAGACGCGGGUAAAUAAAGGAAUAGAGCAACUAGACAACCCACACUUGAAAGCCCCAGAGCCAGAACACUGUCCUGGUCCUGAAUCAGAAAAUGCUGGUAAAGGUGAUGCUUGUGAAGGUUGUGCUAAUAAAGAUAUUUGUGAAUCUUUACCAAAAGGUCCAGAUCCUGAUAUCCCACUUAUAAAUCAAAGAUUAGCCAGUAUAGAUCAUAAGAUUUUAGUCCUUUCAGGGAAAGGUGGUGUUGGUAAAUCAACUUUCACAUCAAUGUUAUCAUGGGCAUUAGCUGCUGAUCCUGAUUUAGAAGUUGGUGCUAUGGAUUUAGAUAUUUGUGGUCCUUCACUACCCAGAAUGCUUGGUGCAGAAGGUGAAACAAUUCAUGAAUCCAAUUCUGGUUGGACUCCAGUUUAUGUUAAUGAUAAUUUGGGUAUGAUGUCCAUUGGAUUUAUGUUACCAGAAUCUGAUUCAGCAAUUAUUUGGAGAGGUGCAAAGAAAAAUGGAUUAAUUAAACAAUUUUUAAAAGAUGUCGAUUGGGGUAGAUUAGAUUAUUUGAUUGUUGAUACACCUCCAGGUACAUCAGAUGAACAUAUUUCAGUAAAUACAUAUUUAAAAGAAUCAGGUAUAGAUGGUGCAUUAAUCGUUACUACUCCACAAGAAGUUGCAUUACUAGAUGUUAGAAAAGAAAUUGAUUUUUGUCGUAAGGCAAACAUUAAAGUCUUAGGAAUAGUGGAGAAUAUGUCUGGAUUUGUUUGUCCAAAUUGUAAAGGUGAAUCACAAAUAUUCAGAGCAACUACUGGUGGUGGUAAAGCAUUAGCUGAAGAAUUAAAUAUUCCAUUCUUAGGUUCAGUUCCAUUAGAUCCAAGAAUUGGUAAAGCAUGUGACUCAGGUGAAAGUUUCCUUGAUCUUUAUCCUGAUUCCCCAGCUUCAACUGCUAUUUUGGAUGUUGUUGAAGCUCUUAUAGAUUCUGUUGAAAAUGCAUAA